Messenger RNA from Phytophthora nicotianae INRA-310, 976 nucleotides. RefSeq lists its product as hypothetical. Lineage: Eukaryota; Oomycota; Peronosporomycetes; Peronosporales; Peronosporaceae. The transcript has a single exon. Bases 63 to 863 code for a protein of 266 amino acids. The record is from RefSeq and is a predicted model, not a curated record.
GCCAUUUAGCAACACGCAGCCUACCAGCCAAACCAGCACAAGAAAACUUAUCCUCAACUAGAAUGCGAAUGCCUACGGAUAUGCCCAAGAGCCACAUCUCCAAGAAUCAAGGUGCCAAGGAGGCUGCGUCCGAAACUGUGGACGAGAUGCUGUCCGAGGCGGAGAAAAUGCGUCGUCGUAAUGAUCUUGGCGACCGCGGCCGUCGCACGUUGGAGCAGCUCCAAGAAGACGCUCGGAACCUCGGCGAAUACGCGAAAGAGAAGAUGGAUCACAUGAACGAGGUGAUGCGCGAAGCCGCGGCUUCAGCAAAGGAGUCUACUGGUCUCCCGAAUUCGGCUCCAGUGUCGACGGAUACUGUAAGCGACACCGUCAUGGAUUCGCUCAAGACUGCGAGCGAGAAGCUCAGUGCUGAGAUCACCGACCUCGGUGAACGUGUCGAGAGCGUCAAAGCUCGUGUCGCUCAGUCGAUGCAAUCGGCAGGCGGGAAAGCCAAGGACACGUGGUACCAGAGCGCCGAGGCUGCGAAGAACGUAGGCGAGCGCGAGUAUUGUCUGCCGCUACCUACGGACCGCAUCUGUGCUCGACAUGCUGCGUUUGUCGCCAUCCCGUUGUUGGUUGUCUUCGUGUUGAUGAUGCUACGUCGCCGUUACCCGAAGAAGUGGAAUGCCAGUGUGAACAAGAUGAAGCAGCCGCGCAUGAUGUUGGCGCGCGAGGUGCCGUCUACCGAUAAGCUCAAGUCGCAAAUGGAAGGGGUUGCGGGCAGCAUUGGGGAGAAGAUCGAUUACGGCAAGCAGGUCGGCAGCGCCAAGAUGGACGAGAUGCGCAGCAAGUAUGGCCAACCGGAGAACAAGAAGGACCAGUAGGAUUGGGCGUUUGAGGGUGCUGCGCAUAGCUUUUAAGUAGCUACACUUUCCAUUAUGAGCGCAGUUUGAUAAUUGUAAUCUGCAUACAAUUAGCUUUGCAGUUUUUUCUUAAA